GGCAUAGGAAUUUAGUCUUCGGAUGAAUGACUUUAAGAGCUGAAACUCAACAACUCCGGAGCAGAAUGUGAACAUUUGCCCAUGCUACUCGCUUGUGUUAGUGUGUGAAUAAGGAUGUAUGUGUGAAUCAGUGUGAGUGAAGUGCCAUGCUGUUCCUCAGCAGUGGGACGGUGGAUGCAACCCCAAGGACUACAGCUGUCGGCCAACUGCAGCAGGGGAAAACCAUUUACCACGUCUCUGUAAUCCUGAAAGAAACACAGGAAGAUGCGCCAGUGUCAAUGCUCGGAAUGGGCCGGGUCAUACACACCCUGGUGGAAGACUGCCAGCCAGGAGGAGAGAUGAUUAGUGUAGUGCCAAUGGAGAACAGCCCCAGGCUGGGCAGGGCACGACACGAGCCUGACAGGUGGCCCUCCCUGAGCUUUGCAGGUAGAGCUGGGAGGGAAAGAGAGGAGGUAGUUUUGGAGGAGAAUGAGGAGGAGGUGGAGGAGGUGGAGGGAAAAAUGAAGACUGACAGGUUUUUGAAACAACCCUCAAAGAACUCAGGUAACUGCUCACAGCCAGGCAGAGACGUGGCAGAGUUAGCUGCUCAGACAGACACCCAGGAGCAACACAUUCGGAGCUCAACAUUACGCUCUGUCACUGUCCAUGCUAAAGGGCUUGUCUUUCGGGAACAUGGCAACGUUACAGGACACAGCUCUCUGCCGCGGCCCGUGUUACGAUGGCCGCGUCAGGAUGAAGCCCUGCUUGGCAGGAGAACGGUGAGCAUGUAUGGCAACCCACUCAAGCAGCAAAGAGAUUCUCAACCUGAACAAGAGAGACUGCUGCGGAGGCCCAGGAGUGUUUGCAUGCUGGCAGGCCCAGGCCCAGUCCUGUCAGAGCCACGGACCCAGCAACCCCUAAGGAGGGCAGGCGUUUUAGAAAACAACCAGCAGUACAGGAGCAGGAAGGCUGAGUUGAGGGCAGUGGAUGGCCUCAAUCCUGUCGUGGCUCAGCGGCCUUCAGUCCCUGCAGAGGUGGCCCCCAGGGUCCGCCAGAGGAGCUGGAAGCCCAGGCCUGUCAGUAUGACAGUACUGGAGCUAAGAAAGAGGGGCUCUGAUGAUGAGAUAGACAGCCAGAGGAGCUGCAGCCACACAGGCAGUGAUGGAGGAGGUUUUCUCAAAGGGGCCUUCCGUUGGAGGCUAUUUGGCAAAGCACCUCAAGAUAAGAGCAAGGAGAAGGACGGGGACAAAGAUGCUAAAUCUUCUCCCAAAUUCAACAAAUCUGAUGCUCCAAAAAGUACACUGAGCACUUUAAGACGGAGCCUCAGUCUGCGAAUCAAGAGGACUCGGCCCCGCGACAAAGUUACUUUAGGGUCUGAGGGGGAGUCAAAGGAGUGCUCUCGGACUAAAAGUACUGCUGCGGAGACAACAAUGCCUCCACGGCCUUUCUCAUACCUCACAGGGAGAGCGCUUCCAGCCUCUAGUGAGCAGAUAGAGGAUGGGGGCAUGCAGUACAUUCAGUACCACAGCAGGGGGAAGGUCAAGGUAAUGGAGGUACCCCUCUGUCCAGCAAAACUGUCCUCAAAACCAGUUCAGGAAGAACCAAGCAUAUGGCAGCUCAUAGCCAACCGUUUCAGGAGGAGAGAGCAGCCAUACACUAGCAUAUGUGAACCCCAGCCUUCCCAGAAAGGUCAAGACUCUUUUGUCAACAGCCAGGAAUGGACAUUGAGUCGGUCAGUGCCAGAGCUGAAAGUGGGCAUUGUGGGAAAUCUGUCCAGUGGGAAGUCUGCCUUGGUGCACCGGUACUUGACGGGCACAUAUGUGCAGGAGGAGUCUCCUGAAGGUGGACGAUUCAAGAAAGAAAUUGUUGUGGAUGGACAGAGCUACCUUCUUCUGAUCAGAGACGAAGGAGGGCCUCCAGAAUUGCAGUUUGCUGCCUGGGUGGAUGCCGUGGUUUUCGUCUUUAGCCUGGAGGAUGAAAUCAGCUUCCAGACAGUCUACAAUUACUUUCUGCGCCUCUCCAGCUACCGGAACACAGCUGAGGUCCCCAUGGUCCUCGUUGGAACACAAGAUGCCAUCAGCGCUGCCAACCCCAGAGUGAUCGAUGACUCGCGGGCCAGAAAGUUGUCAAAUGACCUGAAGCGCUGCACAUACUACGAAACCUGCUCCACCUAUGGCCUGAAUGUGGAGAGAGUCUUCCAGGAUGUUGCCCAGAAGGUUGUGGCCAUGAGGAAAAAGCAGCAGCUCUCUAUUGGUCCUUGCAAAUCCCUCCCUAACUCUCCCAGCCAUUCAUCAGUCCCUGCUGCAUCCAUCCCCUCUGUUCACAUUAACCAGGCGGCCAAUGGUGGGGGUGCAUUCAGUGACUACUCCUCCUCUGUUCCCUCCACCCCCAGCAUAAGUCAGCGGGAGAUGCGCAUUGAGACCAUCGCUGCCUCCAACACACCCACACCCAUCCGCAAGCAGUCAAAGCGCCGCUCCAACAUUUUCACAUCACGGAAAGCCAGUGAACAAGCAAAGAGCGUUGACAGUAAAACAGACAGCAUAGGCAGUGGAAGGGCCAUACCUAUCAAACAGGGAAUCCUUCUGAAGCGAAGUGGCAAAUCCCUCAACAAGGAGUGGAAAAAGAAAUAUGUCACACUGUGCGAUAAUGGCGUCCUCACUUACCACCCCAGUUUACAUGACUACAUGCAGAACGUGCAUGGUAAAGAGAUUGACUUGCUGAGGACCACAGUGAAGGUUCCUGGGAAGCGACCACCCAGAGCGGUGGCCACCGUCGCCCCCACUGCUAGUCCCAAAACCAACGGGCUGACCAAGGACCGCAGCACCUUGCAGCUGGGCAUAGGAAACACAGGCGCUCCUCACUCCAACAGCAGUACAUCCCUCCAGACGGGCGGGUCGGUGUAUGGUGGCAGUAAAGAUGGCAUGCACCAGCGCUCCUUCUCCGUGUCCAGCGCCGACCAGUGGAAUGAGGCCGUCAACACCAGUACAAGCAGCGCCGCCCCCAAUGGGAUGAGCGAUCCUGCAAAUUCCAGUGUGGGCAGUGCAACGAGUCCUAAACUUGAGCCACCUCCUUCACCUCACGCCAACCGCAAGAAACACAGACGGAAAAAGAGCACGGGCAUCACAAAGCCAGACGGCUUAUCUGCAGGCAAUGAAGAGCAAGAGGAUUCCUUUGAGUUCGUCAUUGUGUCGUUGACGGGUCAGACGUGGAACUUUGAAGCAUCUACAUAUGAGGAGAGGGAGCUGUGGGUCCAAGCGAUCGAGAGCCAGAUCUUUGCCAGCCUGCAGUCUUGUGAGAGCAUAAAAAAUAAGUCUCGGUUAGGCAGCCAAAGUGAUGCAAUGGCCAUUCAGUCCAUCCGAAACGUGAGGGGGAACAGCUUCUGUGUGGACUGUGAUGCGCCCAACCCUGACUGGGCUAGUUUGAACCUGGGUGCCUUGAUGUGCAUCGAGUGCUCGGGCAUCCACAGGAACCUGGGCACCCACCUGUCUCGCGUCCGCUCCCUGGACCUGGAUGACUGGCCGGUGGAGCUCAGCAUGGUGAUGACCGCCAUCGGAAACACGAUGGCCAACAGCGUGUGGGAGGGAGCUUUGGAAGGCUACACCAAGCCGGGCAGCGACAGCACCAGGGAGGAGAAGGAGCGCUGGAUCCGAGCCAAGUAUGAGCAGAAGCUGUUCGUGGUGGGGCUUCCCCAGUCGGACGUGCCCCUGGGACAGCAGCUGCUUCGGGCGGUGGUGGAGGAUGACCUGAGGUUGGUCGUGGUGCUGUUGGCCCACGGCACCAAGGAGGAGGUUAAUGAGACCUACGGGGACGGAGACGGUCGCACCGCUCUACACCUAUCCUGCGCCAUGGCAAACGUGGUCAUCACACAGCUGCUCAUCUGGUAUGGUGUGGAUGUGAAGAGUCGGGAUGCUCGUGGCCAGACACCGCUGUCCUACGCUCGGCGAGCUGGCAGCCAAGAGUGCGCAGAUAUCUUGCUUCAGCACGGUUGCCCCAACGAUACAAGCACCCUGACCUCGGUGCCCACGCCCAACAUGAGCCGCCGCAACCCCAACCCCAACAUCAACAACAACAACGCUCAGUGUGAGCUCAACCGCAGUAUCAGCAUCAUGUAGGAGCCAGAGAGCAACCGCAGACAGACAUUAACCCCCCCAUCUGUUUCCAGUACUUCCUCCUCUGUUUCACACUCUGUUACCCAGAAUUAGUACCAAUGGAGAGAUAUCAGAAGUGAUGGACUCAUUGUUGAUAUUCCACUACGCUGAAAGAAGUGGGUGUGUGGGGUUCGGACAUUGUACAUUGUUUGUUUUAUAUUAUUAUUUUUUAAUUGUUUUGUUAGUUAAAUUCAUUCAAUCUUGGUCUGAAAUGAUCAUGACCAGCUUUAAAGCUUUAUGUUUUUUAAGCGUCAACCAAACAAAUGACUUACUUUGGCAUUCAUACCUACACUACGAAAAGCAUUUCCUUAAUGCUUGAACAUUUCCUUUUAUGUCUUCCCCUUCUGCGGCGUGAACUGCUUUUAUAAUGAGUGUGAAUGAGAAACUUCCUUCAAAUUUUCAAGUCUAGUCAUAAUAACAUAAAACUGUGAGGAAUAGUUUUAGAAAUGACAAAACACUGAUGUGGGAAAGAAACUAAAUCUUCCAUGAUAUCAAUGGCUGUUACAGCUUUAGUAAUGAUGCAUGUCUUGAACACAGCUAUCAAACUCUUGACACACUAUUCAUACACAAAGGCAAAGCAAUUAUAGUUGGGAGAGUCCAAAUGAUUUAGAUACUUAAUUCUCAGGAAAAUGGUUUUGGAUCAUCAUAAAGGAGUUGAUUGCAGAAUUCCUGUGGGGUUAAAGUGAGUCAUUUCCUUAGCCACCCUUAUCAUGAUCCUCCACUAAAAAUGUCCAUGACUAUAAAGGAAUUAAGGGGCAUAAUGUUUUAUGACCAUUCAGCCACAUGGCUCUAUAAGCGUGCCUCUUCAAUCAGAAUUCAUUCAAAUUCAAGAGUUUGAUUGAAACAGUGAAAUUGUACCAUUAUGAUGUCUUUGUUGGAGUAAUUUUCCGAUUGACUAGAUUGUGUUGAUAAUUGUUUGACAUAGAUUCACAUAGUUUCAAACCAUAAGCGUACUGGAAUAUCCGUUCACCUCCUGUGGCCAAAGGCUGUAAAAUUGGUACUCUUGAGUUCAUUUCCUCUAUUGUUGCUGUGAAAUACAUAUAUGGUACUGUGUGUGUACGUCUGUACAUACUGUACGACACGUGUGCUUACGUCUUCGUCUGUGACCGUGUGCAGCAGAGAGCGACUGGGCAUUUUUGUUCAUAAACAUUGGAGAAAGGACACUGGAGAGAAGACAAAUACCUACAGUGAAGAUUUGGGAACAUAACUGUGUUUUAAUGUACAGACCUCUGUAAAAAGUAGUUCUUGGUCCUUCACCUUAUUCCCUAUAAGAACAGUUUGAACUUACUCUGACUUUUAGAGUCCAUAAAAAAAACAACCCUCUGCUUUUCCUUAACUCUAUAUGCCCUCCGCCAUCCUGAGAACCUGUCAGCCCAAAAGCAGGGAGUUAGCAUACAAGUAACUGAAAAGAGAGUGACAUUUAGGGAUCAAAAUAAGCAAGGAGGUUCAUAGAGGGAAGUAUAAUUAGUUUGACUGUCUUUACAUUAAUACAAAUGUACAGUAUUUCACAGACAUGAUAAGCCCAUUCAUUUAGUAAAUAGGACUUGGGCAAGAAACUAAUUCAGGUGGAGGUGGCACUAUGUCUACAGUGUAUUUUCCAGUGUAUUCAGCUGCCAUUUUUAAGGUUUUAAACCGUCUUGAUUUAAUGGGUUUACAAAUGCAGGAUGUAUGUUUACAGAGCAAGUUAUUAACUUGGUACCUUAAAUACCAUUUUUGUUGUUGCUUUACAGUGUUUUUGUUUUCCACAGAAAUUGAAAAGGAAUAGGUGGUCAAAACAGAAAUGUGUGAAUCCAAGAGCUAGCUAAAUGUUGAAGGAAACAUUUGACAUUUUGGGAAAUAUGCUUAUUUGCUUUCUUUCUGAGAGUUAGAUGGGAAGGUCGAUACCACUCUCAUGCUUGUGCGUUAAUUACAGAGUGGGAGCCAGGAGGCAAUUAGCCUAGCCCAGCAAACAGUUAGUCUGGCACAGCAAAGCACCAUGUAGUUCCCUCUAAAAACACAAAUUGUCAUUUUUUACAUUGCUCUUUUUGUAUGAAUAAAACGAAAAAGAUAUAUCAUAUGAAUUUGUUAGCUUUAGAGGAGCAUGGCUAGAUGUUUCCCAGUGGUUCCUGUCUUUAUGCUAGCGAAGCUAAGCUAACCGCCUCCUGGCUUUGACUCCGCACUUACCACACAGACAUGAGAAUGGUAUCAGCCUUCUCAUCUAACUCUCAGAAAGAAAGCAAAUAAAUAGAUUACUCAAAAUGUGUGAUACUUCCUCUUAGGACAUCACACAACCAACCACAAAUUUAAGCAGAUACCUUCGAAUUUACCUGUACUGUACUGUGGUACUGGCCUUAUUUCUGAUCUUUACUUGACCAAAUUAUUUCAAGUACAUUUCAGUGUACGAGGAGAUUCCUGAGAGGAGUUUAAUGUGUACAUUCAUUACUGGAUCAUUAUUAACAUACUGUAGAUGCUGAAAAAACACUACAAACUGCCUGUUUUUCCCCCAAACACAACAAGAAAUGUACAUAUUAGCUUAAUGCUUUUAUCUGAAGACAAGCUCGUCCUAGAGAAACAAACUGAACUGGUUUUUGGUCCUCUUGACCCACGAACCAUAUUUUGAUAUGUUGUUUUCGUUUCUACUUAGGCAUAUUUUUAAGGUACUUUUGUUUGGUCUCAACAUUAACCGACCAUCUUUGGUACUUGUGUAUAAUGAUGUACAUUUGACAUAUUUAUAAUGCAGUAUGUAAAUAUCUGUUUGUUUUUUUUUUGUUUUGUUUUUGUUCAAGUUAAUUUUCCUAUUGUUAUUCCUUUACGUUCAGAACGUGAAACAAAGCAAAAGCUAAAGAGUAACUUGUUGUAUGCUUGGAUGCUUGGCUGACUGUUGACCUAUUAAUAAACACUCAAAUAAAACGAU
This is a messenger RNA of Xiphias gladius (swordfish), 7020 nucleotides long. RefSeq names its product ArfGAP with GTPase domain, ankyrin repeat and PH domain 3 (gene agap3). Gene Ontology annotation, cellular component: nucleus. Lineage: Eukaryota; Metazoa; Chordata; Actinopteri; Istiophoriformes; Xiphiidae. Bases 147 to 4091 code for a protein of 1314 amino acids. Gene Ontology annotation, molecular function: GTPase activator activity; GTPase activity; GTP binding. The record is from RefSeq and is a predicted model, not a curated record. The transcript has 18 exons.